AUGGCGUCUUCAACUCCACCUAGCCUUCGGUUUAUGAACCAUCCACAUAUUACACAUCACAGUACUCAUCAUACCAGGGAUCGCAACUGGCACUUAAGUGUUACCAUAACCUCCAGAAAAAGAACCGCAGCCGACGAUCCUCCAACCACAUAUACACCUCCAAGAUCAGACUCUCCCCUGAUUCCAGACUCUGCGUCACCUGAACGCCCAGCUCCACCUCACUCUUUCCACUCAUUCCCCCGUCUGCCCACCGAGCUCCAAACCCACAUCUGGACGCUCGCAGCGAAAGAUAUCGCACCCCGCGAUAUUACUAUCUGUCACGAACCCUGCGAAUUUGAAGGAUAUGCAAGUAUCAUUGAGAAGGUAAUCAAAUGUCUCGUCAAUCUUCUGACCAUCGGCCGGGAGAAGAGAGUUGAUUAUGAGUGUUCGGCUGUUCCUGCUUUGAUUCAUACGAAUUAUCUGGCGCGCAGUAUCGCACGUAAGGUGUAUAGGAGAUGGUUUCAGGAGGCGCUUAAUAGGAAGAUUUAUGUGGGGAUGGAGGAUAGGGUUGUGGUUGUGUCUAGGCCUGCUUGA
This is a messenger RNA of Botrytis porri, 573 nucleotides long. RefSeq lists its product as uncharacterized. The transcript has a single exon. Bases 1 to 573 code for a protein of 190 amino acids. The record is from RefSeq and is a predicted model, not a curated record. NCBI's taxonomy places the organism in Eukaryota, Fungi, Ascomycota, Leotiomycetes, Helotiales, Sclerotiniaceae.